UUAUGUCGGGAGAGCAAUUGGCUGGCACGUGCUCUCGUGCGGGAUUUCUCCUCCUUUCCUAUUUCCCUCCUCAGGCUCCGAAUGAGCCAAGAAACUGCCAUCAAAAUUCCCCAUUUCAUCCAUUAAUCCGAGGACGCAUCUGUUCUUGAUUCCGAGAUUCCUCACUCUCAGCAAUCCCACUGUCACACGGAUCGAGUCCCGGAUUGAGCUGAUUCCCCCCCGGCUGAAAAUUCCUCGAGUUUGAUUGCCCGGGCAUUGGUUCUUGACCCAAGAUCGGACCGCUCGUGGCUGAAAGCUCCUGCCUUUGGCGUCGAGUCUCGGGGAUGGCCGAGCUCCAGUUCUUGAUUCGGGGCUGAGCUGGUUGGGGAGAUUGGGCCGAGAUGAAGCGGCGGGCCGCCGAUAACCGGCGCCCGGUCCGGAGGAGCUUGUGGCGUUCGAUCUGGUCGGUUCUUGGGCUGUUCUGUCUCGCCGGGCUGGUCUUGUUUGUGGUUCAUCACAAUCACAAUGGGGAUCGGACCGUACAGCCCUUGUCGGAGGAUACAACUGCUAGUUUUCGAGAAGAAGAUCAUCAGGUUUUCAACUUUACUGAUGAAAUAUCGAGCGACACCUCUUUUGCUCGGCAACUAGCGGAGCAAAUGACCCUUGCAAAGGCCUACAUUAUCAUUGCAAAGGAGCACAACAACCUCCAUCUUGCAUGGGAGCUGAGCUCGAAGUUCCGAACCUCCCAGCUUCUCCUCUCGAGGGCCGCCAUGAGGGGAGAGCCUAUCACGCUAGAAGAGGCUGGGCCCGUGAUCAAGAGUAUGUCUUCUUUAAUCUUCAAGGCACAAGACCUACACUACGACAUUGCCACUACAAUUACGACCAUGCGUACCCACAUUCAGGCCCUUGAGGAACGGGCUAAUGCUGCAGUAGUUCAGAGCGUUGUUUUUGGGCAGCUAGCGGCUGGAUCUCUCCCAAAGAGUGUUCAUUGCUCAAUCAUAAAGCUUGCCUCCGAUUGGCUCCAGUAUCCAACUCUUAGAAACCUUGCCGAUGAGAUAAGAAACUCUCCACGAUUGGUGGACAACAACCUCUACCAUUUCUGCUUAUUCUCGGACAAUUUGCUGGGCACAUCCGUGGUAGUAAAUUCAACAGUUUCCAACGUGGACCACCCAAAACAGCUCGUGUUCCAUAUUGUGACAAACGGUGUCAAUUAUGGACCAAUGCAGGCAUGGUUUCUCAGCAAUGACUUUAAAGGGGCUACCAUAGAAGUUCAGAUCAUGGAGGAGUUCUCUUGGCUCAACGCAUCUUUUUUCGACAUAUCUCAUCAUAUGAAAACCUCUUCUCUGCUGAACCAUCUUCGGUUCUAUAUUCCCAAGAUCUACCCUCAAUUGGAAAAAGUUGUAUUUCUCGAUGAUGAUGUUGUGGUUCAGAAGGAAUUGACUCCUCUCUUCUCCUUAGAGCUUCAUGGGAACGUUAAUGGAGCGGUUGAGACUUGCCUCGAAGCUUUCCACCGGUACUACAAAUAUCUCAAUUUCUCAAACCCGAUUAUCAGCUCCAAGUUCGACCCGCAGGCCUGUGGGUGGGCAUUCGGGAUGAACAUAUUCGACUUAAUUGCCUGGAGGAAAGCAAAUGUCACAUCCCGAUACCAGUACUGGCAGAAACAGAACAAGGGCGGGACCCUGUGGAAGCUCGGGACCCUGCCUCCAGGGCUCCUGGCCUUCUAUGGACUAACCGAGCCGCUCGACCGAAGAUGGCAUGUGCAAGGUCUGGGCUUCGAUCCGAACAUCGACAGCCGCCUGAUCGAGAGUGCAGCAGUUAUUCACUUCAACGGGAACAUGAAGCCAUGGCUCAAGUUGGGUAUUGAGAAGUAUAAGCCUCUCUGGGAAAGGUACAUAAAUAUGAGUCACCCGCAUCUACGAGAUUGCACCUCCAGCUGAGAGACAUAUAAUUUAUACAGAUAUACAUGCUGUAUUCUUUGAUUGCGGGAUAGUUGCGAUCAAGAUUUUUACUCACCAGAUCGCGGGUAUUAUUUUAGGGGGAGGUAGGAAAGAUUUUGGCGCUAGGUUUUUCCUUUUCUUAUUUUGCAUCAUAGAAAUGAUUCUUAUAGAGCAGCAGAGAGCAAAAUUAACAGUGUAAUACAUAAAAGAGGUAAGACAGUGUUUGGUUGAAUCUUCCGCUACCCUUUUGCAACAUGUAACAAUUAUGUCUUUUAACAGCAGCAGAUCAUUUGUUGAUUAAUAGUUCGUUCAUCCGA
Molecule: messenger RNA, 2233 nt
Organism: Punica granatum (pomegranate)
Lineage: Eukaryota; Viridiplantae; Streptophyta; Magnoliopsida; Myrtales; Lythraceae
Source: RefSeq, a predicted model, not a curated record